ACCCCCCUCCUCUGUCUCCAUGGUAACGGAUCAGCUGGUGACCGGGCGGCGGCGCUGGCUUCACGUUCAUCCGGAGAGAAGAGAGAGAGGAACGGCUCUGCAGGGCCGGCUGGAGAAGAGGAGUCAUGCGUGUCAUUCCCGGAGGAGAGUGUCAGUGCUUUGUUCCAGAGAAGAAUGUGGGCGUCGCCCGGCGGCCGGCCUGCCCCCCCUCCGGCAGAAGAGGAUUCUGGGAGAUGUAGUCUCCCGGCAGAAGAGGAUUCUGGGAGGUCGAGUCUCCAGAAAGGGGGCGUGGCCUUGGCAGUGCUCGCUGCAGAGCGGCCCGAGCGGACACGUCUGUGGCUGCGUUCUGAUUGGACGCCGCUGGGCGCUAACCGUCGCUCACUGCUUCGAGGGGAGGGAGGGGGCUGAUCUGUGGAAGGUGGUGCUGGGUCUGAAUAACCUGGAUCACCCCGGGGGAAACAGCCAGACUCGAGGAGUGAAAUCCAUCGUCGUUCACCCCCGAUACAACCGAGCCGUCGUCGAUUACGAUAUCAGCGUCGUGCAGCUCGACUCUGAGAUCGAGGAGACGGAGUUCGUGCGGCCGGUUUGUCUCCCCGACAUUUCUCAACUUCCUCUUCCUGAUUCCUACUGUUUCAUCACCGGCUGGGGACACAUGGGAAACAGGAUGCCCUUCAAGCUGCAGGAGGGUGAGGUCCGGAUCAUUUCUCUCUCUCAGUGUCAGUCCUACUUUGACAUGAAGACUAUAACUCCCAGAAUGCUUUGCGCCGGAUACGAAGCGGGGACCGUGGACUCCUGCAUGGGAGACAGCGGUGGCCCCCUGGUGUGUUCGGACGCCUCCGGUCGCUGGACGCUCUUCGGUCUGACCUCCUGGGGCAGCGUCUGCUUCAGUAAAGUCCUCGGACCCGGAGUCUACAGCAACGUCACACACUUCACCUCCUGGAUCCAACAGCAGAUCUACACACACACGUACCUGAGCGACUGACACACACACACACACACACACACACACACACACACACACACACACACACACACACACACACACACACACACACACACACACACACACACACACACACACCUGUGCCUAUAGCUAUACUGUUAGCCUCACAUGCUAACUAAAAUGAGAUUAGAUGGACCUUUAUUAAUCCCUGUGGGGACAUUCAGUAGUUUAACAGCAACAGGGAGAAUGAACAAGUUAAAAUGAACAUGUAUACAUAUUGGGUUAUAACUGCAGUGUAAACCCCUAUUACUGAUGCUAACUAGUUAGCUAGCAAGUAGACGCCACACUUAAUGCUAAAAACACAUUUGAUAUCUUCAGGGUUUGUGAGGAUCUGUUAACGAAGUGUAACCGCUGCUGGAAACCUAACGCUGACUUUUUAAUGAGCUUUUAGCAUUGAGAUAUCUUACUUCAUAAGAUUAUCCAAAAUCAUCCAAAAGAAUGUGGAUUGAAUUCCACUUUUUUUUAGAUUUGAAGCGUCAAAUAUUUAGAAUGUAGGUUUAGUACCAAUAUUUAAAAAAAUGUAAGGAUAAUUGUUUUGUCGAGAGGCCUGCGUAGAGCAUCUGGGGAGACACAUUGGAAAUUUCCCCAAUUUCUUUUAAAGACCGGGACGGAAAAUACAAAGAGUUUAGCAAAAAUAUGAAACAAUAAUAAAGUCGUAUAAUAUGGUGUCAAAAAAUGUAGUUACAUUUCCACCAACUGGAAUUUCUCAAAGAACAAAAACAUCUCAUAAAUCCAGAACAAUAUUUUUAAAGUAAAAUAAACUCACGGUAUUUAAACUUCAACAUUUAAAAAAUGUGUUUGUUUUUUUGCAAAAUUGUUGUUGUUAAAAUGUUGUUUUCAAAUGUUUUUUUUUUGUUGGGGAAUCAUACAAAUUACCAAAUGUCCUGGUAAUUAAGAGCCGGAUGUGCUGCUUAUUUAAUUUCAUGAUAAUUAGGGGUGACGAAACCUUUUGUAUUCAACAAUGGUUAUAACAAUUAUUAUACAUUUAACUCGUCACUACAUUUUAAUCGUAGUUUAACUCAGAGACUUCCUGUUGAUUUAAACAAAACAGGAUGAUGUAGUUAUUACAUUAAUGUUGUGUGAGAGUGUGUGUGUGUGUGAGUGUGUGUGUUUGAUGUACGUAAACACACACUUUAUUUCCAUUGUCCGAUCGUCUGCUUUGAGUGUUUAAAUCUUCAGACUUUAAACGCUGACUGAAAAGCUGCUAUCUUAAAACAGACCAGUUGAAACUCAACUUCCCACAAUGCUUCACUCUAUAGUGCCUGUAGGUAGACUUAGCAGUACAAAAAAAAAACAUGUUAGCUGUAAGGUGUCGUACUGUGUGUGUGUGUGUGUGUGUGUGUGUGUGUGUGUGUGUGUGUGUGUGUGUGUGUGUGUGUGUGUGUGACAGACAUUCAUUUGCUUCUACACACACCAGCAACUUGUAAGGCAACUUUUAGCUCUUUGCACUUUUUAACAAAAUGUUUUCACAUUUACUUCCAUUUAGUCCCAUUUUUGGGGGAAUGUUGUAGAUUAAUAAAAAAAUCAGAAAUUCAUUUAAAUAUAUCUGAUAUAGUUCUAACAUUUAUUUACAUAUUUGUGAAAUAAAAAAAUUAGGUUAAUUUGACACGAUAUGAGAAUAAUUCAUGAAAAUAAAUUGAAAAAUGUCCAAACAUUUCUGUGGAUGAAUGUCAGUAAAUAUAGUACCAUAAUACCAUACUAACAGGCCGGAUAACAAAUACAUCUGGAUAUUCAUUCACAUAUAUUUUUCAGUACUCUUUGGGGAAUGUUUCCAACAUUGUUUACACAUUUCUGAAUAUGUUUUACAUUUGAUUAUGAAUUAUUUUGAAUUUAUUUCAUUUUUUCUGUUCAUUUUAAAAUAACAUUUGAUUGUUGCCCAACAAGUUGCCGGUGUUUCCUCCACGCUGACGUCUGUCGGACAUCCAGAACAUUCCAGUGGGUUCUUUUUCCUGUGUUUUUCAAGAGUAUUUUUCUACAGCUUUUUGUAUGUCGUGUGUGUGUGUGUGUGUGUGUGUGUGUGUGUGUGUGUGUUAUUAUUCUUUAAUGAUCUGGAUUUAAAUGAAAUGUAGCCUUUUAAUGUUUUUUUGUGUAACACCUGAAAUAUUUCCUUUGUAUCACCGUGUUUCCACCAAUAAAGACUACACACACUCUGCCA
This is a messenger RNA of Gymnodraco acuticeps, 3158 nucleotides long. RefSeq names its product atrial natriuretic peptide-converting enzyme-like. The record is from RefSeq and is a predicted model, not a curated record. Gene Ontology annotation, cellular component: membrane. Gene Ontology annotation, molecular function: serine-type endopeptidase activity; protein binding. NCBI's taxonomy places the organism in Eukaryota, Metazoa, Chordata, Actinopteri, Perciformes, Bathydraconidae. Gene Ontology annotation, biological process: acrosome reaction; proteolysis.